Gadus morhua (Atlantic cod) is the source of this 1381-nucleotide messenger RNA. RefSeq names its product calcium/calmodulin-dependent protein kinase type II delta 1 chain. Gene Ontology annotation, biological process: protein phosphorylation. NCBI's taxonomy places the organism in Eukaryota, Metazoa, Chordata, Actinopteri, Gadiformes, Gadidae. The record is from RefSeq and is a predicted model, not a curated record. Bases 332 to 673 code for a protein of 113 amino acids. Gene Ontology annotation, molecular function: protein kinase activity; ATP binding. The transcript is spliced from 5 exons.
UCCAACGGAGGGCAGCGGAGAGGCGCGUCUCUGGCGUUUCUCUUGAAACCACGCUACAGACAAACCGAGCGCACUGAGAAGGAAUCACACAGCAACGGAGCUGAUAGAAACAGCAGACGAGAGCAAGCAGGCAGGCAAGGCGCUCGGCUUCCACGUUAACGUAUAAUAGUAUAUAUUAACUUUUUUUGUUGUAAUUAAAAACACGCUCCACAGGCCGUCUUUGAACGGGCGGAAGCUCACAGGCGGACCGACUUUUAAGAGAAAUCAGUAAUCCUCGAGAGGACAGCCAGGGAGCCAGGCACCAGGCUUGACAAGGAGGAGACGGGGAAACAUGGCUGUAACAACCUGUACGCGAUUCACGGACGAAUUCCAGCUAUACGAAGAGCUGGGCAAGGGAGCAUUUUCUGUGGUGCGCCGAUGUGUCAAGCUGUGCACUGGACAGGAGUAUGCUGCUAAAAUCAUCAACACCAAAAAGUUAUCUGCGAGAGAUCACCAGAAACUGGAACGGGAGGCCCGGAUCUGUCGCCUGCUGAAGCACUCCAAUAUAGUUAGGCUCCAUGACAGUAUAUCAGAGGAAGGCUUCCACUACCUCCUGUUUGACUUGGUCACUGGAGGGGAGCUGUUCGAGGACAUCGUAGCCAGGGAGUACUACAGUGAGGCCGACGCCAGGUAGGCCCUGAAUCUCUCUGCGUGUGUCCGCUCUCGUCCUUGUUCCUGUCGGCCCCCCUUUAUGUCUGUCGUCUAUGGAUCUGUUCAUCUGUUUGUCCGAUGUUCAGACCCCCUCUCCACUUUAGGGAGUGUGUUGUCCUCUACCUCUUCUCCUGUCCUUUUUGAAUUUCUCUCUUUUCGUCUGAGUUCUCACCCAUGUCUUCCUCUCCUCAUCUGCUCUUCCUCUCCUCUGUUUUUCCACUCGGUGGCUCUUAAUUGCCUCCAUUGGUUUUCCCAUUCACCGCAUUUCCUUCAUUUAUUUUUGAUUUGCCGUGUAAGACCACAGCAUCACGCGUGUGUCCAAGGUCCUCCGGUGCCACACUGACAUAGCAGAGGCCGACAUGAGGAGUAGUCCCAGUGCAGUUAAGAUGCAGCGUUCACUCCCAUUCAAGCUGCUUUCCUCCUUCCCUUUCUCCUUUCUUCCUCUCCUCUGUUACUCAUGCAUUUAGCCCAAAGGAGGGAGAGCAAGCACAACAUGAUAGUCAUUAAAACUGCACAAGAGCAAGUUUUGUGUAUGUGUGUGUGUUUUUGUGUGUGCGUGCUUGUGCGUGUGUCCUUCUUUCUCCUGUCCUCAUUUUCCCCCGGCAUUUAUCAUCCACUUGUCUUUCGCAGCCCUUAUGUCGAACACACACGCACGCACGCAAGCGCGUGCACACACACACACACACACACA